AACUUUGUAAAAAGAAAACUUUUUUGUUUUGCCCUCAAAGCGCGCGGGAAGCAUGAAGUUGGCGCUGCUCUCCAGCGUCCCGCUGCGGACUCUGCUGCUGGUCUUCAGCGCCGUCCUCGGGAUCGCACAGGUGGCGGAGGCAGAUACAACAACAUCGACUGAUGGGAAUGCAACUGACAGUAACAGUGGGACUACAACAAGUAUAAGCAUUUCUAAUGUGACAAGUGAAGGCAGUACUGUGGAACAGACCACCAGUGUUUCUCUAUUCACAAAGCCUGAAGUAGUCAGAAAUAUCACUGUCACUAAUGUUACAACAUCCUCUAUAUCACUGACGUGGAAUGACCCAAAGGGAAACAGCUCUUCCUACAGAGUACAGUGGACUGACAGUGUGGAUACAACAAGUAUAACCAUUACUAACCUGACUGCUGGUGUACAGUAUAAAAUAACUGUUGCUGCAGUGACAAAUGAAGGCAGUACUGAGGGACAGAACACCAGUGUUUCUCAAUACACAAGACCUGGUGAAAUUGGGACACCUACUGUGUCCACAAACACCUCGUCCAUCUCUCUGAAUUGGACCUCACCUCCGGGUGAGGUGUUCAAGUUCAGGUUGGAGUGGAGCAGUAAUGGAGAUAUGAGGAAUAUGUGUACAUAUGAUAACUUUGCCGUGAUAUCAGAACUAAUCCCAGGCACUAGCUACACAAUCUCAGUCAUUGCCAUCGCCGGAGACAAUCAGACAGAAGGACGAGCUCACCGCAUCACUGCAGUCACAAAGCCCGAAGUAGUCAGAAAUAUCACUGUCGCUAAUGUCACAACAUCCUCUAUAUCACUGAAGUGGAUUGAACCAAAGGGAAACAGCUCUUUCUACAGAGUACAGUGGACUGAUGGAAAUGUAACUCACAAUAACAGUGUGAAUACAACAAGUAUAACCAUUACUAACCUGACUGCUGGUGUACAGUAUAAAAUAACUGUUGCUGCAGUGACAAAUGAAGGCAGUACUGAGGGACAGAACACCAGUGUUUCUCAAUACACAAGACCUGGUGAAAUUGGGACACCUACUGUGUCCACAAACACCUCGUCCAUCUCUCUGAAUUGGACCUCACCUCCGGGUGAGGUGUUCAAGUUCAGGUUGGAGUGGAGCAGUAAUGGAGCUAUAAGGAAUAUGUGUACAUAUGAUAACUUUGCCGUGAUAUCAGAACUAAUCCCAGGCACUAGCUACACAAUCUCAGUCAUUGCCGUCGCCGGAGACAAUCAGACAGAAGGACGAGCUCACCGCGUCACUGCAGUCACAAAGCCCGAAGUAGUCAGAAAUAUCACUGUCGCUAAUGUCACAACAUCCUCUAUAUCACUGAAGUGGAUUGAACCAAAGGGAAACAGCUCUUCCUACAGAGUACAGUGGACUGAUGGAAAUGUAACUCACAAUAACAGUGUGAAUACAACAAGUGUAACCAUUACUAACCUGACUGCUGGUGUACAGUAUAAAAUAACUGUUGCUGCAGUGACAAAUGAAGGCAAUACUGAGGGACAGAACACCAGUGUUUAUCAAUACACAAGACCUGGUGAAAUUGGGACACCUACUGUGUCCACAAACACCUCGUCCAUCUCUCUGAAUUGGACCUCACCUCCGGGUGAGGUGUUCAAGUUCAGGUUGGAGUGGAGCAGUAAUGGAGAUAUGAGGAAUAUGUGUACAUAUGAUAACUUUGCCGUGAUAUCAGAACUAAUCCCAGGCACUAGCUACACAAUCUCAGUCAUUGCCGUCGCCGGAGACAAUCAGACAGAAGGACGAGCUCACCCGUCACCGCAGUCACAAGUAAUUAAAUGUUGCUUUCAUUUUCGUAUUACAGCUGUGUGACAUUUGUGGUUUUGGGGAAUUGGGAAAUGUUUUUUCGACCCUUAUUAAGAGUUAGCCGUCACUGGAAAACGGGUUCUGGUUUUAUCUGUUUGGGUAAUGUAGCAUGCGGGUCGAUACGUUUGUCCUUCUGUUGUUUCAGCUUCUCUGAAUAUUACAUUACAGGUCAUUUAGCUGAUGCUUUUAUCCAAAGUGACUUACAUUACAUUUUU
Messenger RNA from Gasterosteus aculeatus aculeatus (three-spined stickleback), 2058 nucleotides. NCBI's taxonomy places the organism in Eukaryota, Metazoa, Chordata, Actinopteri, Perciformes, Gasterosteidae. The record is from RefSeq and is a predicted model, not a curated record.